AUGGCCGUCGCAAUCACCACCGAACAACUCGGCAGACCAUCGGGUCUCAUUUCCCCAGCUUACAAGUCCAAUGGAUUGGUAUUCGCUUCUGGCCAUGUGGGUAUGGAUUAUUCCACCAACAGUCUCAAGGAAACCGUCGAGGAACAAACCGUCCAGGCCAUUGAAAACUUGAAGAAAACCGUGGAAGCCGCGGGAUCAUCAUUAUCCAAGGUCAUCAAGAUCUCCCUCUUCAUUAGUGACGGAGCAGACAGUGCCAAAGUCAAUGCCAUUUACAAACAAUACUUCCCUAACAAACCAGCCAGAUAUUGCGUGGUGGUCCAAUUCCCAAAUAAAAAAAUCAAGGUCGAAAUGGAUUGCGUCGCCGAAUACAGUCAAAGUCACUUGUGA
Messenger RNA from Saccharomycopsis crataegensis, 387 nucleotides. RefSeq names its product RidA family protein. Bases 1 to 387 code for a protein of 128 amino acids. Gene Ontology annotation, cellular component: mitochondrion; cytosol. The transcript has a single exon. Gene Ontology annotation, molecular function: deaminase activity. The record is from RefSeq and is a predicted model, not a curated record. Lineage: Eukaryota; Fungi; Ascomycota; Saccharomycetes; Ascoideales; Saccharomycopsidaceae.